AAAUGUUAUCAUCAAAAGGAACAAUCUUCAAAUUAUCAAUUCAUUGCAAAGAUCGUGGGUAGAUCCAUGGCUGAUUGCUCAUAUAAUCAUAAGUAUUUGCUUCCUUUUUAAUAAUUUGAUAAUUAGAGUAUUAGUUUCCCCAUACCUAUUGAGAAAAAAAAUUCAAAUAUUUCACGAUUAUAAGAACGAAAAAAAAAAAGAAAAAAGUAAACCAUUAGAAUUUAGGAGGAUCCAAUAAUCAAUAAGCCAUGAUUUUCACCCAAUUGCUAACUUUAUUGAAAUAUAAUACUCCAUAACAAACAAAUAAUUGUCUACCCACCAUAACCUAACCUUUCAUAGUCUCCCUUUUUCUCACCUACACUAAACUACUUUAUAUCAUUUCUCCACAAUCCAUUACCACCAUUAUCCAACAUCAAACAACCAAAACCUUCCAUAUUAAAAAUUAAAGCUUUCCCAAUUCCAAAAAAAAAGAAAAAAAAAACAACCACUUUGUAUCACAUAUCCGUUUUAUUUUUAUUUAUAUAUUAUUUUCUUAAAAUUAAAAUUUUGCUCUCACUCGUUUGGUAGCUCCACAAGUCCGCAGUACAACCCCACCUCACCUGAACGGCUGAACCCAGAAAAAAAAAAGAAGAAUCAGUCUUUCAGUCUUCAAAUUCACUUCAUCAUUUCCCUUUUUCCCCAGAAAAUUAAUAUCUUACCUUCAUUUUUUCAGUUUUAAUUUAAUUAUUUUUAAAUCAAUCAACUAUAACGAUUUGUUCUUCAGUCUUUUUUCUACCUGUUCUUGGGAUUAAUUUUGAAAUGUUGGGAUUUUUAUGGGUCCGUGUUUCGAUCGAAAUAGCGCUGGAUUUUUGAUGGGAAAGUGGGUUUUUAGUGAAAUUAUUCAUGGAGGUGAUGAUUUAUAAAACUCCAUGUUUUGGGUUACGAUUUGUUAAUUGUUUCAGAUUUGCUGUCAUUCUUUUCGAGAUUGUUUUGGUAUUGGGGUUUUUCUCAAUCUCAUCAGAGUCCAUAGAUUAUCAGCUUCAACAGCAAGGGCAAGAAAGGGAAGUCAAAAGUAUUAGCUCACAUUCUUGUAUACAUGAUCAAAUUAUUGCACAGCGGAGGCGACCUGGUCGCCAGGUUUAUUCUGUUACCCCUCAAGUGUAUGAGGAGCCUAGUUUCACUGAGUCUCUCAGCCGCAAGGGGCGUGCUUUGCUAGGUAUGAUGGAAUCCAUGCCACAAUCUGAAGAUGGAAAGUGGCCAAUUAGAAUAUUUUUAAAUUAUGACGCAGUAGGUCAUUCUCCUGAUAGAGAUUGCCGAAAUGUUGGGGACACUGUAAAGGUUGGGGAGCCUCUUAUGACAUCUUUUCCAGGAACACCUUUUUGUAAUCCUAAUGUUGAUCCACCAAUUUCGGGGGAUUGCUGGUAUAAUUGUACUUUGGAAGAUAUAUCUGGAGGUGACAAAAAGCAUCGCCUGCAUAAGGCUCUGGGGCAGACAGCUGACUGGUUCCAGAGAGCCCUAGCCGUUGAGCCUGUUAGAGGAAAAUUGCGACUGAGUGGAUACUCUGCAUGUGGACAAGAUGGAGGUGUACAGCUACCAAGGGAAUAUGUAGAAGAGGGUAUUGCUGAUGCAGAUUUGGUUCUUUUGGUAACCACAAGGCCAACAACUGGAAACACACUAGCAUGGGCUGUGGCAUGUGAGCGGGAUCAGUGGGGCCGUGCUAUUGCAGGCCACGUAAAUGUUGCUCCCCGCCAUUUGACUGCAGAAGCUGAAACACUACUUUCUGCAACCCUCAUACAUGAGGUUAUGCAUGUUCUUGGUUUUGAUCCACAUGCUUUUGCACAUUUUCGUGAUGAGCGCAAAAGAAGACGAGCUCAGGUCACAAAACAUAACAUGGAUGAAAGGCUAGGAAGGAUGGUAACACGUGUGGUGCUCCCUCGUGUUAUAAUGCACGCGCGGUAUCAUUAUGGGGCAUUUUCUGAAAACUUUACUGGUUUAGAGCUAGAAGAUGGUGGUGGGCGAGGAACAUCAGGCUCGCAUUGGGAGAAGAGACUAUUGAUGAACGAGAUCAUGACAGGAUCUGUGGAUACAAGGUCUGUUGUUUCAACAAUGACUCUGGCUUUAUUGGAGGAUAGUGGAUGGUACAAGGCCAACUAUAGCAUGGCAGACCGCCUUGACUGGGGGCGCAAUCAAGGCACUGAAUUUGUUACCUCACCAUGCAAUCAAUGGAAGGGAGCCUAUCAUUGCAACAAUACCCAAUUGUCAGGUUGUACAUAUAACAGGGAGGCAGAAGGGUACUGCCCCAUUGUAAAUUAUAUUGGCGAUCUCCCUCAGUGGGCCCAGUACUUCCCACAGGCAAAUAAAGGUGGGCAGUCUUCAUUAGCAGAUUAUUGCACAUACUUUGUAGCUUAUUCUGAUGGAUCUUGUACCGACACCAACAGUGCAAGAGCACCUGACAGAAUGCUGGGAGAAGUGCGUGGAAGCAACUCCAGGUGCAUGGCCUCUUCUUUAGUUCGAACUGGGUUUGUACGUGGUUCAAUGACUCAGGGAAAUGGUUGUUAUCAGCAUCGAUGUAUAAACAAGACAUUAGAGAUUGCAGUGGAUGGCAUAUGGAAAGCCUGCCCUGCAGCUGGUGGCCACAUUCAAUUUUCUGGGUUCAAUGGUGAGCUGGUUUGCCCUGCUUAUCAUGAACUUUGUAGCACAUCAUCACUUCCGAUCUCAGGUCAAUGUCCCAAUUCUUGCAAUUUGAAUGGAGAUUGUGUAAAUGGGAGGUGUCGUUGUUUUUUGGGGUUCCAUGGCCAUGACUGUAAUAAACGCUUCUGUCCUACUAACUGUACCAACCAUGGAAACUGUCUUGAUAAUGGGGUCUGUGAGUGUCAUAAUGGAUACACAGGCGUUGACUGUUCCACAGCUGUAUGUGAUGAGCAAUGCAGCCUUCAUGGAGGUGUCUGUGACAAUGGAGUUUGUGAGUUCCGUUGCUCUGAUUAUGCUGGCUACACAUGCCAAAAUAGUUCUUUGUUGAUGUCAAGUCUCUCAGUCUGCCAAAACGUCCUUAAAAAUGAUUUUUCUGGGAAACACUGUGCUCCUAGUGAACUAAGUAUAUUGCAGCAGCUUGAAGAGGUGGUUGUCAUGCCCAACUAUCACCGUCUCUUUCCAGGUGGGGCUCGAAAGUUAUUCAACAUUUUUGGCAGCAGUUAUUGUGAUGAAGCUGCUAAAAGGCUAGCUUGCUGGAUUUCAAUUCAAAAAUGCGACAUGGAUGGUGACAACAGGCUAAGAGUCUGCUAUUCAGCAUGCCAGUCUUAUAACUUAGCAUGUGGGGCUUCGCUGGACUGCUCAGAUCAAACACUUUUCAGCAACAAGGAAGAAACUGAAGAUCAAUGUACUGGCGCUAGUGAGAUAAAGUUGUCAUGGUUUAGUCGCUUUAGAAGCGGCAUUCACUAUGUUGAUAGUUCCAUGAAAGAAUCAUCUGUAAAAUAUAGUCAGAAGCUGUAACCCCCCCUCUCUUUCACCUUUUAAUUUUUAUAGGCUGUUUAUUGUAGGAGAAAGGCAGGCGCAAUCUGUCGUGCCUUUAGGUGUAGGAAUUUAGCUUUCUUCCAUUCUAAAUGUCAUUUAGGAACGGGGGUUGAGUAGGAAAAUUCAGCUAGCUAGACUUUCGAAAUGAAAGUCCCAAUUGUAGAGAAAAUUGUAUGAGGCAAAAGGAAAAAACAAAGAAAUAUCAAGGAAAAAAAAAAAAAAAAAAAAAAAACAGGAAAUUGUAGGACAAAAGAAAAAGGAAUACUUUUGUCAAUGUUAAAUCUCAGAGAUGGCCGAAGGCUGUUUAUAAGAGAAUGAGAAAUCGUCAAUUUCGGUUUGAGUUUCGUACUUCAUGUAUGUAUAUUUUAGUGAAGGCAUUUCUCCUCUGUGUCUUAGAUGUUUGUAAAUGUUAAAGCCUGGACUUGUAUGUAUGUUAUACUAUUGCAGAGAAUAAUGAUUAUCUUGCCA
This is a messenger RNA of Chenopodium quinoa (quinoa), 3957 nucleotides long. RefSeq lists its product as uncharacterized. Gene Ontology annotation, biological process: cell adhesion; proteolysis. Lineage: Eukaryota; Viridiplantae; Streptophyta; Magnoliopsida; Caryophyllales; Amaranthaceae. The transcript is spliced from 17 exons. The record is from RefSeq and is a predicted model, not a curated record. Gene Ontology annotation, molecular function: metalloendopeptidase activity. Gene Ontology annotation, cellular component: membrane; cytoplasm. The coding region runs from base 883 to 3468 and encodes 861 amino acids.